AUGGCAUCGAUUUUGGGAUCACAAGAGAGAGCUCAAGCCUCUUCCGCCGGGCAGUCACCGGGUGUUUUGCCUGGUGUGGCCAGACAUGACCUAGCGGCGAUGCAAGGAGAGCAGCCCGAUGUCAUAUUCGCGCCUGGCUACGCUGAUACUAUCCGCCAGGACGUUUCUGCAGCUGAGGCCUUGCGCCAGCAUGUCACUCCAUCUCAAAUUGUGGACACAGGCAUCAACCCUACUUUGGCGGAUCUUGCGGAGGCUUCUAGAGCUCCAAAGCGACUCGCAGACGAAGACUGCGAUAUGGGCCGCGCCUACAAGAGAUACCUCCGCGGACCAUCCCGAUUUGUCGAACACAGAGAGAUGAGUGUUGGGACUUUCCCCAAUGACUUCAUUGGGAAGUACUCGAAGCUGCCUCAUACUAUCAGCGGUGGCCCCUUCACGAUCAAGGACAAGAUCCUACCAUGUAGCCCGAACUUCGACUUCAUCUCAUCGCUUUGCACUUCUAGGGAGCUCAUCAUCACCGUCUGUCAGCACGUCAAGCCUAGGGAUGUCCUUUCCUUAAUGAAGGCUAGCAAAAUGUUCUAUGAACUCUUCAUGGGGAGUCUCAGGGCCAAUGUUUGGCAGCUCGCCAACGGCAUGGCCCCGGGCGCCGCCCGCACAUUCUACUGGAAAUUCUACUCGCAGUUCCUCGUCCCGGACCCUACGGGAUAUCUCCCUCAGCACUUGCAUCAGAGAUACGUAUACCCGUGGAGCAAACACCAACUCAAGCUCGAGCCGGACCCUCUCCCCGAUGACCCUAUAGAGCGCAGGGUGCUCGAGGAGCUUGGCCUGCUUGAACCAAAGCCGCGCCUGGUGCCGGGCCUGGCCUGGCUGAACAUGGUCGUCGAGCGCGAGCGCAAGGUCCGCGACAUCAUCGCCUGCCUGGCGCGCAGCGGCCACCGGCUCCCGCGCCACGCGCACAUCUCCCUCAAGAAGAUGUGGCUCGUCAUGGACUGCGCGCGCAAUGAGGUCCGGGAGGCGCUCAUGCGCUCGCGGACUCUCUUCAGCGACUUUGAUCUCUACAACCUUCAGAUGUUCUUCAUCAAGCUGCAGAUGCGCUUCAACGAGCCCAUCUUCGGUCCCGAGUCUUCUGAGCUGAUGCAGGUCCUGCUCGGUCAGAAGGAGGGUCUUGAUGUCAUGUGGGGGCUGCUGCGACGAACCAAAUAUACCGAUGACCUUGAGGCGUGCAUACAGCUCAAGAUCCGCUACAACUAUGAGAUGAGCAUGGCGCAGUUCAUGUCUACCCAGCCCAUUCACAAUGUCUGUCUCCUUGACGUCGGUCUCAUGAAUCUAGAGGGCUGGGGCACGGGUAUGAGACAUCUGAAACGACCUGACGAGCUGGUGAUCCGGGAGGCAGCGCGCCGCCACCUCCGUCUGAGCACUCACUAUCUACACAUGGCAGUCUGGGGCCAUAUCGACAUCAAGAAGAAGCAGAACCUGGUUCCCACCGAAGAGGAGUUGUACAUGAGCGACGAUGAGCUACCCCCUAUGCACCCCAAGCACCCGGAAGCCACCUGCGGCAACGUGCCCUUUCAUCCCGACGAGUGGCAGCCGAAGCACGCAAAGAAGGCGCGCUGGCAUACCCUGACUAGGGAGGAGAAGUUGUAUGUUCGGGCGGAUGAUAUCGACGAGCAGCUGCGCGAUCUGAUCUACGAGGAACUUCCGUCUGACGAGGAGUAUGAUUCCGACCCCUUUGGCGGCGACUUCGACAUGGUCCCGGAGAACACCGUGCGCAGCACAACAUGGGAAGCUGCGCCUGCUUCUGCAUCCGGCUCUUCAGCCAUGGAGGGGUGCUUCAAAGAGGCCCUGAAGAACUCCAACUACAACCAGGCCCAGCAGGACGCGGAGUUGUCGGCGCUCGCUAGCGUUGCUGUCAAGCAGUCGAAGAUGGAGAUGGGGUUUGACGACUAUGUCAGCGACGUGCCCUCCUUUCACACCGAAGACCCGAUGGAUAUUGACGAGGGCAACGAUGAGAUCGAUGCGGCCCGGCACAAGGAGAAACAGCGUCAAUUCCUACGAGGAACUCCGGAGGAUGACGAGGAGGACAUCGAGCCACCGGACUACGACUUCAGAAAGUUUUGA
Messenger RNA from Phaeoacremonium minimum UCRPA7, 2115 nucleotides. RefSeq lists its product as hypothetical. Bases 1 to 2115 code for a protein of 704 amino acids. The transcript has a single exon. Lineage: Eukaryota; Fungi; Ascomycota; Sordariomycetes; Togniniales; Togniniaceae. The record is from RefSeq and is a predicted model, not a curated record.